Molecule: messenger RNA, 1248 nt
Organism: Sabethes cyaneus
Lineage: Eukaryota; Metazoa; Arthropoda; Insecta; Diptera; Culicidae
Product: dehydrogenase/reductase SDR family protein 7-like
Exons: 4
Coding region: 222-1202 (326 amino acids)
Cellular component (GO): membrane
Molecular function (GO): oxidoreductase activity
Source: RefSeq, a predicted model, not a curated record
CGCGCUAUCGCUUAUCGGUCCGCCUAGUCGGUCGUUCGUCGUUCUUGCAGUUGCAUUACAAACAACCCAUGUUCGUAUAUAUUGAUUUUUCUAGCCAGAUUACUUUAUAUAAUAGAGAAAACGGCUUCAUUGUAAGAUAAGCUUUACUAUUUUCAAAAAUAUUCUGGCCGUGAUGUGAUGUAAUUUGUGGAAAUUAAUUAAUUGUUCCUGGACCGUGUGCCAUGGCGGAUCGAAUGGAAUCUAAUUGCCGUACAGAUUAUAGUGUCUUUUGGUGGGUUUUCUCUACUAUUUGCUUACCAUUCACAUUGCCUUAUCUUGUUUUCAAAAUAAUUGAUAUUGCAAAAGAGCGACGUUAUCGAGAGUGUCUACCAGGAAAGGUGGUAGUAAUUACUGGCGCAAGUUCUGGUCUUGGAGAGGCUCUUGCCCAUAUAUUUUUCCUGGCUGGAUGUAAAGUUGUGCUUUGUGCUAGACGGAAACAUGAGCUGGAACGUGUUCGGAAGGAUUUGUUAGCUCUUUAUACGACCGUGGAAACUCAUUCACCUGUAAUUGUACCAUUGGAUCUUUCCGAUAUCAAUUCCCUCCCGUUGAAGAUUAAAGAGAUACUGGAAAUCCAUGGCCACAUUGAUAUUAUGAUAAACAACGGGGGCGUUAGUGUCCGCUCGGAUUGUGUUUCUACCGCUAUGGAUGUAGAUAUUAAGGUGAUGUUAGUCAACUAUUUCGGAACAGUGGCACUGACCAAAGCUUGCCUUCCAUCUAUGAUUGAACGCAAGCAGGGAAGAAUCGUUUGCAUCUCGAGUGUUCAAGGAAAGUUUAGCAUUCCACAUCGAUCGGCAUACGGCGCAUCCAAACAUGCUUUACAAGGUUUUUGUGAUAGUUUGAGAGCCGAAAUAAGUGAGCAUAAUGUAAAAGUGACUCUGGUAUCGCCCAGUUACAUCAGAACUGCUUUAUCCUUAAAUGCAUUAACGGGAACUGGAGAACAAUAUGGCAGAAUGGAUUCAACAACAGCGUCGGGCGCAUUACCCAAAACAGUUGCCAAACGCGUUUUAACGGCUGUACUACGUAAUGAACAGGAUGUCACAAUAGCGUCACUUGCUCCAAAGAUGGCAUACUGGGUUCGACAUUUGUGUCCUUCGUUGUACUUUUGGUUCAUGGCAAGACGUGCUAAAAAGCUAAAUGCAUCCCUAGUAGCAGAAAACAAGUAAAAAUUAAGUAAACAGAAAUUAAAACCAAAGUUCUUUUUUUGCUUCU